AUGAAGACCUCAACCAUCUUCUCUCUACUUACCCUCACGGGUAGUAGCUUUGUAGCAGCUGUUCCUGCUGGCCAUGGUCAUGGAGGUCCCCCUCCCGCACCGAAGGCAUAUAUUCGCAACGGAACGGUACAUGGACGUCACAGUCCCGAAUGGGAUCAAGAUUUCUUCUUGGGUAUUCCAUACGCUCGACCACCUACUGGACCUCGUCGGUUCAGGCCGCCACAGCAUCAUACCCAUCCUCUUGGGGAUAUCCAAGCUCAAGAGACAGGGAACUGGUGUUGGGGGUAUAGGGGUGAUCAAUGGGAAUACCCUCAACAUGAAGACUGUCUGACGUUGAACAUCGUUCGUCCGGCGGGUAUAAAUUACAAUCAUCGUAAAUUGCCUGUUGCGAUAUUCAUCCACGGUGGUGGAUUCCUUAUCGGUUCUGCGCAUGAUCAACGUUACAAUAUGACCUUCCUUGUUGACCAGUCUGUCAAAGAAGGGACGCCAAUAAUUGGUAUUGGCAUCAAUUACCGUCUUGGAGGGUUAGGAUGGAUUGCUAGUCGUCAAGUUGCUGGUACCAAGAAUUUGAAUCUUGGAUUAAAGGACCAGAGAGUGGCGUUACAUUGGGUUCAAGAGAAUAUCAGAGCCUUUGGAGGUGAUCCUAGGAAGGUUACACUCUUCGGGGCUUCGGCUGGAGCCUUGAGUAUUGGACUUCAUCAAUUGGCUUAUAACGGUCGUGAUGAUAAAUUGUUUAGUCAGGUUAUGCUUCUAUCUGGUGCACCGACUUUCUUUGCAACACCAGGAUUCCCAGAGACUGGACAGGCGAGAUAUGAUUAUAUUCUUGCACAAACGGGGUGUACGAAUCAUGUGGAUAGUUUGGAGUGUUUGAGAGGAGUACCGAUUAGUACUCUUAAUGCUGCUAUCAAUUCGACGGGAGGGCAGUAUAUAGCUCCCACGGUUGAUGGAGAGUUUGUAAGCGGAUUGCCAAGUGAGAAUCUCAAGCACGGACGGUUUGUGAAGGUUCCUACUGUGAUGGCGGGGACUACGGACGAAGGUGCUGGAUAUGCGAGGCAAUUGGUGAAGUAUGAGACUGAAGCACAGUUGAGAGGGUGGCUUGAGGCUACUACAUUAUUCAAACCCAGUAUGCUGACUACCCUCUUAAACCACUACGACGACUCGACUUCCAUCCCCGCGGCCUCUGAUUUCAGCCCCGCACGUCCUAACGACCCAGGCUCCAUCGCCCACGGUGAUCAAUACCACCGCAUGGCCGCCAUUCUAGGCGACCUCUGGUUCAUCUCUGGUAAAAGAAACUAUGCCCAAAAACUAGCACAUUUCGGCGUCCCCGUCUGGUCCGUUCGAUCCAACGUUCUUCCAAACGGUUACGCAGCAUGGUCAGGUGCCGUACACACCACUGACGUAAACUUCAUCUUCAAUAAUCUUCAUUCCCCUGGUUAUGAUAUUGGUGGUACUGGAGUUAGAGUCGUACAAGACCCCAUGGGUGGUCCUAGAGCAACCCAGUUUAAGGAUCUUGCAGACUUCGCUAGUAGAAGUUUUGUGAGGUUCUUUGCUAGGGGGGAUCCAGCUGCUGGGAGGAAGCCGGGGGAUGUUAAUUGGAUUAAGUAUAAACAGGGAGGGCCUCUUAAGGCGAACCAGAUCGUGUGGGAUGUUGAUGAUAAUGGGAUUAAGGUGCAUAUUGAGCAGGAUACUUUCAGAGAGUCGGGGAUACAGCACAUCACCGACCAUUACUUGCAGGGCAGUUUUUAG
Molecule: messenger RNA, 1746 nt
Organism: Orbilia oligospora ATCC 24927
Lineage: Eukaryota; Fungi; Ascomycota; Orbiliomycetes; Orbiliales; Orbiliaceae
Exons: 3
Coding region: 1-1746 (581 amino acids)
Molecular function (GO): carboxylic ester hydrolase activity
Source: RefSeq, a predicted model, not a curated record